Molecule: messenger RNA, 2650 nt
Organism: Melopsittacus undulatus (budgerigar)
Lineage: Eukaryota; Metazoa; Chordata; Aves; Psittaciformes; Psittaculidae
Gene: POLR1F
Product: RNA polymerase I subunit F
Exons: 4
Coding region: 27-986 (319 amino acids)
Biological process (GO): DNA-templated transcription; DNA-templated transcription initiation
Cellular component (GO): RNA polymerase I complex
Source: RefSeq, a predicted model, not a curated record
AGACGCUGCCACCACCUGUCAGCAGCAUGGCCGUGGAGGGGCCGCCGCCCCCCGCUGCCGCCAUCCCCUCCUUUGCCGUGGCCUGCGGCCUAGUGUGGCAGCGUUAUUCGUGCCUGGUGGUGGCGCCGCACCGCAGGCAUGUCGCGCUGGCCCCGCGCUACCUGGGCCGCAAGCGCACCGGCAUCCGCGCCCAGCUGGACGCCGAGCUCCUGCGGUACUCAGAGAGCCUUCAGGGUGUGCCGGUGGCUUACGACAACAUUAAAGUGGUGGGGGAGCUCGGGGACAUUUACGACGACCAAGGAUUCAUUCACCUGAACAUCGAGGCUGAUUUCGUGAUCUUCAGCCCCAAGAAAGGGAAGAAACUGGUGGGUGUAAUUAAUAAAGUGGCCCCUAGUCAUAUUGGCUGCCUGAUACAUGGAUGCUUCAAUGCUUCUAUCCCUAAACCUGAACAAAUGUCAGUUGCACAGUGGCAAGACCUGGGGUUAAAAAUAGGCGAUGAACUGAAAUUUCAAGUAUUGCACUUAGAUUCUGAUGCAGCUGGGGUGUUCUUCAUUCGAGGAGGACUCACUAAAAGCCGCAUGAAGCCAAAAAAAUCCGAGGCUGUCACUGACAGUACAAAUGGAGAUGAAACUCAAAAGCUUGACCACCAGGAAAAUAGCUUGAAUGACUCUGGGGGAGAUAAUGUUACAGAGGAGCCACUUGAUGCGACUAAUAACACUGGGAAGGAAAAUGCGGAAGAGCAAAGUGUCAGUGCUAUGAAUGGAUUAUGUGAUGAUAAAAACAAGAAGAAGAAGAAAAAGAAAACACAUAAGCAAGAGGAGCAGGAGCAUGUAUUGCCUACCACUGACUCCAGUGGUUACCAAAGUGACCAUAAAAAGUCAAAGAAAAAGAAAAGAAAGCAUUGCAGUGAAGUUGAAGGAAGUGAAUUAUCUCAGCUGUCACAAGAACCCAAAGCUAAAAAAGCUAAAAAGGGACUGGAGUCUUAAUUGCCUUUCCUGAAUAGGAGUUCAGAUGUUUUUGAUAAGCUUCUGUCACAUAGCAAGGAGAAGGUUAGAAAGUAAAAUUUUAUUUUGUCCUCUAACUAUAUUGGUAGUUACAUCAAAGAAACUAUCAGGUGAUCUAGAGAAAACACAUGCUGGUAUUUUUCCUGUUUUAACAGUAGGUUGUCAACAAAGCCAAUAUUCACAUCUGUCUGUGGUUGUUAAUCUUUUGUCUGUAUUAUGAAAAAUGUAGUUCCAACUUAAUCGGCUAUUGUAAGUUUCUAAAACAAGGGGAACUUCUUUGUGUGUUAUAAAUAUUUUGAUUCUGCAAACAUGUUUUUGGUGUAUUGAAUGCCUUUGGCAGGAGAACAAGUGCUCUUAGAAGAAAGUAUUUUUAGCUGUUAUUAAAACAAUUGUUCUGCACUCUGAAGCCUGCAGUGAACUGCAGUAUUAUCUUUUGCUCUUUGUCUUUUCCUUGCUUCUUUUAGAAACAAAUUCUUUGCUUUUGGUUUGACAGUUCUCAGUUGCUCGAAAUAUGCAUCCGAAACAGAUCAGUGGAUGAGCUCUAGCGAAGUUUUUUUUAAAGGGCCUAAGUAAGCUAGCUGCCUUUUGGAGAACAUGAGCCUUGAUCAAAUCUGCCUCUGAAUAAACGUUUUGCCUUUGGAAGCAUCCCAACCUUUGACAGCCCUCAGACAGUACAGAUCUUUGUUGUAAAAAGCAUGGGGGUAGUUAGAUACCCAAACUGUUGGAGUUGUUUUUUUUUCCAUAUACCUAUGAAGAGGUUAUGUGAUCUGAUGCUCUCAGGAUUUUUAGGAUUGGCUAUGAAAGAGCUGAAAUAGUUUCAUUAUAGUAAGACAUACAUUUUUUAUAACAUAAUGUUGAUUCUAUUCUGCUCUUUAGCUUUCGGAAAUUCUGUAAUUUCAAUAAAGCCUAAAGGAAUCGAGUAGACUCAGUUUAUAGAGAGAUAUUUUGUCUUCUGGGUUCCAAAUAAGACUCUGAAAAUCAGGCUUCACACUUCUUCAACAUUAUCAGUAAAUACAUUUUUUAAAGACACAGACCAUGAUUUUUGUGUCAUGACUUUACACAUAACAAAGUUAAAGUUUGGUUAAAAUCAGCUCUAAGGCUUGUAGCAAGCCACUGAUGUUAAGCUAUUAGGAGCAAUCAUAGCUAGGCAAUGGCUUAAUGAAAGAAGAAUAAAAAGAUUGCCAUUUUUAGCCAGACAGUAGAUACAGGUGUAAAGUGGGGGAAAAACAUAGGCUGCAUACCGCUGCAAUGUCUUACUAUGAGAGUUCUCACUGGGCUUGAGGUAUGUUGCAGUAUAAAACAUUUUCAGGUUGUAAAGCAGCAAGGCCCUUAAGCAUCAGCAACGAGGGACCAUAAAAAAGCAGUUCUGCUUCAUAUUAUAAAGAUUGUAGGAAAACUUAAUGAAGGAGACUUUCAGCAUUUUUCUAUUGAAUACUUUUAAUUUUAUAUUGACAAAUAUAACAAAAGAAGAAAACCCAUUUUCAUUUUCUGUAGCACUUUUUGCUUGGUGAUGUUGCAGUUUUUUCUUACCUCUGAGCAAAAACUGUUCUGUUAAUUAUAUUUCUAGCAGUAAGCUUGAGUACGGGAGUUCUGACACUUCAGGAUUUCUUUGGGUUUUUUAAUAAAUUAUAUUAUUAUUACAAUUA